UUUUACGUACCUAUUCAUUUUAUUAUUUCAAGAUGUGUGAUGACGAGCUUGUGUUAUUUGAGUUCCUAGAAAGCGAUUAUAAUACUUCUUUGCGAAGACGAAGGCUCUUAGCUCGAAAUCAGUUUAACCCCUUUGAUUGGGAAGAUACGGAGUUUAUGAAACGAUAUCGACUGUCAAAAAAUUUGGUGACGAAACUAUGUGAAGAGAUUCGGCCUAUGAUGAACGUCGCUAAAAGAGCUACCGAUUUAUCUGUAGAGACAAAAGUUUUAACUGCUUUAUCUUUUUUUGCAACUGGUUCUUACCAGAGACCUAUAGGUGAUAUAAGUGGGCAUUCCUUGGCUCAACAAACUGUUUCAAAAGCAAUUGCUCAGGUGACUGCAUGCAUUAACUCCAUGGAAAUGAGAGAAAAAUAUAUAGUUUUCCCAAGAAGCCAUGAAGACCGAAAUAAAAUAAGGGCAAGAUUUUAUCAAAAAUUUGGCAUUCCUGGGGUUCUAGGGUGCAUAGACUGCACACAAAUAGCUAUUAUAAGACCAACAGAAAAUGAAGAACGAUAUUUCUGUAGAAAACAUUACCAUUCAUUGAAUGUUCAGCUUAUUUGUGUUGCAGAUAUGCAAAUAACAAGCGUGGAUGCUAGUUUUGGAGGGGCCACACAUGAUUCUUUCAUAUGGAAUUCCCAUCCCAUUAAAAAUCAUUUGGAAUAUUUGGAUGAAACAACAUGGUUAUUAGGAGAUUCUGGCUAUCCACUGAGGAAGUUUCUUAUGACACCAGUGGUAAAUGCUCUCCCUGAAACUCCGGAAGGCCACUACACUAAUGUACAUGUUCGAGCCAGGAAUGUAAUUGAGAGAACUAUUGGCCUUCUAAAGUCACGCUUUCGUUGCCUCUUGGCCCACAGAGUUCUACACUAUAAACCCCAAGUUGCUGCAUCUAUUGUUAAUGCUUGUGUCAUUUUACACAAUAUUUGCAAUAAAAUACUGUGA
Messenger RNA from Amyelois transitella, 977 nucleotides. Its product is annotated as putative nuclease HARBI1. Lineage: Eukaryota; Metazoa; Arthropoda; Insecta; Lepidoptera; Pyralidae. The coding region runs from base 33 to 977 and encodes 314 amino acids. The record is from RefSeq and is a predicted model, not a curated record. The transcript is spliced from 6 exons.